Messenger RNA from Paramecium sonneborni, 1134 nucleotides. Lineage: Eukaryota; Ciliophora; Oligohymenophorea; Peniculida; Parameciidae. The record is from the annotation of a GenBank genome assembly.
AUGGAAAGUAGAAAUUUAACUCAAUUUUAGCAUUAUUCUCAUAAUGGCACAAAUAGAUACUCUAUUUAAAGAAUAGUUUAUCCUCAAUAUGCAAGUGGUUUAGUUUAAGAAGAGACAGUAUCUCAACAUAGAGAUUCCACUGAUGAUGAUUAAUUUAUAGAAGGUGAAUGCUUUAUUUAUAUUGGGGGACAAUAAAUAUUUACUAUAGAACUUAAAUAGCCAGAUUUCGUACAUUAAUAAUUAUGCAUUGAUUUAACUAAAUAUUAAUGUCCUUUAGAAUGUUUAACUGCAUUCCCUUUGCCUAAUGGAUUUUAGAAUCCAUAAAGAAUUUUACCUCUAAGUACUGGUAUUUUAGUCGUAAGUAGUGGUAAGAAUGGAUAACAAAUCAAUUUAUUUGAUGAUCAAUCAAAAGAAAUUAAUAUUAAUGUUUAAAUCGUUAAAAGAAUAAUAUGGAUGAAUUCUAGAUACUUAUAAGAAAUUAUUAUUCUAAUUGUAGGAUUUAAUGACUCAAGUGUUGGCCUUUUUGAAAUCGAUAUCAGAAAUAAAUAAAUUAGAUUGCUAAGAGAAUUCAAUUUCGAAUAAUUAAUUAUAUUCAAUGACAUUUCUACACAUAAUUAAAUUUAUUACAUAGCUUUGGCGUCAUAUAAUGGAAUUAUUUCAAUUUUAUCUAUUGAUCUCUUUUUUAAUAUUCAACAUCAUGUUCAUAAUAUUGAUAGAAUUACUUCACCUCCUAAACUAUAUUUUUAACAUAAUAAGGCUGGCUUAAUGGUUCCUAUAUAAAAUGGAGAAAUGCUAUAGUAUUUAGAAAUAGAGAAUUUUGGAUUAAAAAAAUGUAAGUUAAUCAAAUAUCAAAAUAAUAACAAAUCUAUGAUUACAGCUUUUGAUAUAGAACCUAAAAAAUGUGAUAUCUCUUAGAAUUAAAGUGAAGAAUUUGAAAUUUGUAUCAUUCAUUUUGAUGGUACUCUCAGUUUUUAUGAUUAUGCUGAUAACAAUAUAUAUAUCGAAAUAUCAAAACAAUUGAAUGGUUCCAGAUUUUUUGUGUCUAAUAUGCAACUUUCAUUCAAAUAAUUUAUAUUGAUGGGAUCUGAUGAUGAAGUAGAAAUAUAUCAAAUGUCCUUUUAUCACAUUAAUUGA